Poecilia latipinna (sailfin molly) is the source of this 2477-nucleotide messenger RNA. Its product is annotated as H-2 class I histocompatibility antigen, Q10 alpha chain-like. The transcript has 18 exons. The coding region runs from base 119 to 1585 and encodes 488 amino acids. The record is from RefSeq and is a predicted model, not a curated record. Gene Ontology annotation, biological process: immune response. NCBI's taxonomy places the organism in Eukaryota, Metazoa, Chordata, Actinopteri, Cyprinodontiformes, Poeciliidae. Gene Ontology annotation, cellular component: external side of plasma membrane.
UCAAGAAUCAGAACCAGUCUAACAGGUGAGCUUUUGGGACAAACACUGAGAGGAGAAACGUCCUACAGCCGGACAUAAGUAGUUCACCCCGAGGAGAGGAACCUAAUUUGGGUUCAGAAUGUCGCUCCUGGCUGUUUUUGUCCUUUUGGGGACGGGAAUGAUGGUCAACUGCGAAAAACAUUCCCUCACCUACAUCUACACGGCUUUCUCCAAACCAGUGAAUCUCCCGGGGCUGCAUGAGUUCACUGCUAUGGGUUUACUGGAUAACAGUAUGAUCGACUACUAUGACAGUGAGAACCAAGUUAAAGUUCCCAAACAGGACUGGAUGAAACAGCAUCUUGAACCAGAGUACUGGGAGAAAGGCACCCAGUCCAGAAAGAGCAAACAGCAAUGGUUCAAGGUCAACAUCGACAUAUUGAUGAAACGAAUGAGACAGAAUAACACAGACACCCAUAUUCUUCAGUGGAUGCAUGGCUGUGAGGGUGAAACUCAGCCUGAUGGCACGAUGAAGUUUGUCCGUGGGAUGGACAUGUACAACUAUGACGGAAGCGACUUUCUGUCCUUUGAUGACAACAAGCAGGUUUGGGUUGCUCCAAUUCAUGCAGCAGUAGAAACCAAGAGGAAGUGGGAUGAGGUCCAGGUGCUGAAGGAAUACACCAAGGGCUACCUGGAGAAGGAGUGCAUGGAAUGGAUGGCCAAGUUUAGAGACUUUGGGAAAGAGCAGCUUUUAAAAGCCUCUCCACCUAAGGUGGAUUUGUUUACUCGUAAAGCCAGGUCUGAGACUAACACAAUUUUGACGUGUCUGGCUACGGGUUUCCUACCAAAGGACAUCAAAAUGAAUAUCAAAAGAAAUGGACGUGUCCUGACUCUAGAGGACGGGUUGGUGACCACUGGAGUUCGCCCAAAUAACGACAACACCUUCCAGAGAAGAGAUCAUGUAGAGAUUUUGAAGUCUGACGUUUCCGUCUACACCUGUGAAGUUAACCAUCCUGCCUCUACAAUGCAUGUUGAAGAGAAAUGGGAUCACAUUAUUGUGGAAGACAAUGGAAAUAUGCCCGUCGUCAUUGGUGCUGCUGUCACCCUCCUGAUUGUGAUUGCAGCCGUUGGUGGGACGCUUAUUUACCUUAAGAAGAAGACACGCCGACUUGAUUGCCCUGGAAACUCCACUAAGUCAAGUCUAGAGUCUGUGACCACCUCCAACUCCAAUGACAAACCCGACAGCCAAAACAAGGGCACCAAAGAACCCCUCUUGAAAGGACGCAAAGAUGGCACUGGUGGAGAUGGAGACAACACCAGCCAAGAAAGUGGGAUUUCAUCUGGACAAUCGGAUAAAAAGAGUUCCUCUGAUGACUCCCCUCAUUCAAGUGUAGAGUCUGUGGCCACCUCCGGUCAACCAGACAGUGGUGCGAGCACACCGGAUGAGAAAAAGCCCCUCAUUGAUGAUGACGGAGCUUCUUAUCCAAGUCUAAAUUCUGAGAACUCCUCUGGAUCAGAACAAACCAAUCCAUCCCAAGAUUCUGGUGCUGAUGAUUCAUCUCCUAGUUCCAACAAUCAGAGUGAUGAAGAAACGAGUCUGACUAAUUAGCCAUCUCAGUCGUUUGGAGCCAGAUUAUAAUAUGACAAAAAUAAUGAGAAAUAAGUCAUGAUCCCAAGCAGAUCUAUAAAAUCUAACAUAUAAAGUUAUCUGAGGAAUAAAAAAAAUAAGUUUUCUCAUAAAUAUAUUUACUAAAUGUUUGGGAACAUGUAGUAAACACUAGGGACAAAGUAGUCAGUAAAGAUGCCAGUACCUAAUUACAAAUAAGAAGAAUUGGGAAGAUGAGUAUAUUCAGGUUUUUGUCUUUUCAGUUGAGGACGUUACACUGUGAUGCAUUAAAAAUUAUCUUUUUCCGUCUGACAAAUCUGCUAAAAUCCCCCCAACAAAAGACAGCAAAUUAUUUUAAAAAAGUUUGAAGUGAAAAAAAAGACUGUAAGACUUCAAAAUAAGAACAAAUACUGCAGUGGGAGGUUUUUUUUUUUUGUGUGUAGAUCUAUAAUAAAUCAAACUCACAGUUUGAAAGUAUUUUGAGUUAGCCAAGCAGGUCAAGUUUGUUACAAGAUUACACAAGCUAUUUGUACUCAUCUAUGAAUAAGGGCAGUUUAGUUAUUCUCUAAGCUUCAUGAAUGUGUUUCAUUACUUUUUGAAGUCUGUAUUACAUUAUUGCUUUAAAAGUUUUUACUCUAGUUUUUAGGGUUUUUUUAUUUGUAUUUUGGGACAUGGGGGGCUUUUAAUGACUAAAUAUUUUCUACUGUAUUUGCACUGGUGGUACAAAGAUUGAUUUAUUUUUCUUUGUCUAAUUGUGACAUUGUGAACAAAGGAUAAGUAUUUCCAACUUUUCUCUAAUGAUUAAAUCAUCAAGUGAUGUAUGCAACUAGAUGUUUACGUAGAAUCUUUGCAGUAUCUUUUAGCUCACCGUAUUGUUACGUUUGCUACUCAUUGG